Molecule: messenger RNA, 614 nt
Organism: Myiozetetes cayanensis
Lineage: Eukaryota; Metazoa; Chordata; Aves; Passeriformes; Tyrannidae
Product: zinc finger protein 576-like
Exons: 4
Coding region: 1-597 (198 amino acids)
Source: RefSeq, a predicted model, not a curated record
AUGACAAAGACACCGCCCCCUGCGGUGCCUCGCUGUGGGCGGGGCCUCUCGGACCGGAAGCAGACGCGGAAGCGCUUCCGGGUCGCGCCGGAAGCCGGAAGUCGCCGCCGGGGGAGCGCGGGCGGCGAGCGACCCCCGGGAUGUCAGCCCCAGGCCCCGGGCCCCCGGCGGCGACAGCAGCAGGAGGAGGAGGAGGAGGAGGAGGAAGGGGGCAGGGACCCCAGGGACCCCCAGCCCCGGGCCGAGGGCUCCGUCUAUAAGGUUGGCUCCAGACACUGUGGUCACUGCCUGAUCACGUUCCCCGACGCCGCCUUCGCCGCCCGCCACGCCAAGCGGCAGCACCCGCGGGACUUCGCGGCGGCCGCGCUGCGCGGGGCCCUCUUCGUCUGCUUCGUCUGCGCCCGCCCCUUCGGCUCCUCCCCCGCCCUGCUGCGCCACCAGCGGGGACACGCCCCCCACCGGGACACGCCCAAAGGACACGCCCCCCGUCCGGCCACGCCCCCACCUGGCCUGGCAUGCACCGAGUGCGGCCGCGCCUUCGCCAGGGAGGGGGCUCUGCACCGGCACUACAUCCGGCACGCCCGGGGGGAGCUCUGAGGGGAGGGGGCUCUGAG